CAUUUUUCUCGUUUGGGUUCAUAUCCUCAACCAUUCAUUCUUCAAGCUGCAAAUGUCCAGAGCCUCCGUAAGCUCAGCCGCUGUCCCUACCUAUUCCUCCUUCCGCCGCUUCUCCCUGAAGCCAUCAUACUCUAUUUCGAAUGCCAGAACCUGCAGCACAGCUUCUACUGCGGCAACAUCCACGACGCGCAUCCUAUCUGGCCAUGUCAUUCCUCACCCCUCAGUGGAAGUUAUUGGCGGAGCUAGAGAUGUUAUCCUUCCCGCAUUGAAAUCCCUUCACAACAACACCUAUCGUCCAUACCCUAUAAUUGGAUGGAAUCGGCACGCGGAGACAAUUUACGCAGCUUUUUUUCGGACCCUCCCAGAUGUCAAGCUUCGGCGAGAGUGUUUGCGCACCAGAGACGAUGGUUCUGUAGCACUCGACUGGGUUUCUGGAGACGAUAGUCUGCCGCCGGACUGUCCCGUGCUCAUCCUACUGCCAGGCUUGACUGGGGGAAGCGAGGACUCUUAUGUUAGACAUAUGUUGGUGAGAGCUAAAAAUAAAGGCUGGCGAGUUGUGGUUUUCAACAGCAGAGGCUGUGGAAAUAGUCCUGUGACCACUCCUCAGUUUUAUUCAGCUUCAUUUCUUGGUGAUAUUCAUGAAGUGGUAGCACAUGUUGGCAAUUGCUACCCAACGGCCAACUUAUAUGCCGUGGGAUGGUCUCUUGGAGCAAAUAUACUUGUUCGAUACCUUGGCCAGCAAUCUGAUUCUUGUCCUCUGUGUGGUGCCGUGUCCUUGUGCAACCCAUUCAACUUGCCUAUUGCAGAUGAAGAUUUUCGUAAGGGCUUUAACAUUGUUUAUGACAAAGCACUAGCGAAAGCUCUCAGCAAGAUCUUCAAGAAGCAUGCUCUUUUGUUUGAAGAUAUUGGGCGCGAAUAUAAUAUUCCAUUAGCAGCUAAUGCAAAAUCUGUCAGAGAAUUUGAUGAUGGCCUGACAAGAGUUUCAUUUGGGUUCAAGUCAGUGGAUGAGUAUUAUUCAAACUCAAGUAGCUCAGAUUCGAUUAGAUAUGUCAGCACUCCUUUACUUUGCAUCCAGGCUGCAAAUGAUCCAAUUGCUCCAUCAAGAGGGAUCCCACAUAAAGAUAUCGAGGAAAACCCAAAUUGUUUGCUGAUAGUGACACCUCAAGGUGGGCAUCUUGGAUGGCUGGCUGGCUCGGAGGCCCCAAAUGGAGCUCCCUGGACGGAUCCCAUUGUGAUGGACUUCCUACAACAUCUUGAGCAAGCUAAAUCUACUACUCAUUUGGAAUCCGUGAACGACAGUAUUGUAAAUUUGUAAUAGUGGGCGCCAAUAUUUUAGUAGACAAUCAGAAACGUAAUUGAAUUUAUGAUUAUUGAGAUAAAGGACCUUUUUUAGCAAAUCAUUAUAUUACUGUAUUUAAAAACACAUUUAAGUGACUGGCUGGUAAGUUCUUCACAGAGGACAGUCUAAUAAAUAAGAUUACUCCUUACCAUUAACCUUA
Cuscuta europaea is the source of this 1499-nucleotide messenger RNA. The record is from the annotation of a GenBank genome assembly. Lineage: Eukaryota; Viridiplantae; Streptophyta; Magnoliopsida; Solanales; Convolvulaceae.